UUUCCAGGAGGCACUUCUGAACUCUACGUGGGGAAUGUUGGACAACAAGACCAAGACGGACCUGGAGAGUCAACUGAACUGCUGUGGCCUGCUCAACGGGACCAGCAGCCGGGCCCAGUUUGAACUGGACGUGCAGAACUGCCCAGCUUUUUGCAAAAAGGACGGUUUCUGUUUCUCCUGUGGGGACAAGAUGCUGAACCAUGCAACCGAGGCUCUGAAGAUCCUCGGGGGCGUCGGGCUCUUCUUCAGCUUCACGGAGAUCCUCGGCGUGUGGCUCGCCGUGCGCUACAGGAACCAGAAGGACCCACGAGCCAACCCCAGUGCUUUCCUAUAGUCCGCCCCUCGUCCGCAGUGCCGUGCCAUAGAUGCAGUUUUCAGACACACUGGCACAAACACACACACACACACACACACACACACACACACACACACACACACACACACACACACACACACACAGAGUAGUGCACAUCUAGAGGCAGACACUCAGGCAUAUGAUACAGGGCCACACCAACCACGACAACACACAACGAACGAGUGCACGCAGCACCUGACAAACACCGAGGAACACAACACAACACAACACUCUCACCUGAGAUCCAGAAACCACAACAACCCGUCACUUUGAUUUUCUUUUUGCCGGAGCCGAGGCUGCGACCUCUGGAAACUUGUGUAUGAAAGGACGAGUUGUGUUACCAGGUCCUCGUUGUUGGCAUCACGACGCAGCCUUGACUCGAGUUCCAGAUUCCCUGCUCGGUUUCCUCAUGCAUGUGUCGUGCUCCUGCAGCGGCCUCUUCAUUCCACACACAAACCAAGUGGCUGUGCAUCAGAUCCACUCUUAUGCACCUUGAGUCCUUCCUCUAGCGUAGUGCCACCACCUCACACCACCUACACCCCUCUGGUCAGUGACGUGUGAGUCUGUAAAUGUUCAGUGGGAUGAGUCAUUUGAAUGAAAGACGACAAACUGGAUGUGUAGAGUAGUUGUUGUUUUUUUGUGUGUGUUUAUUGUUUUUUUUCCCGAUGCCACAAAUGCCGAGUUGGAACAGGUGUAGGGCGUGAGGGUAGAUUUUAGGUGACGUAGUUGCUUGUCAUUCUGGUUCUCGUAUUUAUGAACUGUAACUGAGCCAAACUAACUUUUAACAGUCGGAGACGUUAGGAUGCCGCCGGACUGCAGCCGUGUUGUUGUACAUACUCUUUAAAUACUGUAGUUCUCAGAGCUCCUCCUCCUCCUCCUCCUCCUCCUCCUCCUCCUCCUCCUCCUCCUCCGCCCCUCUAGUGGUGAGGUUUGCCUGCCUAGUUGACGAUAUUUCACCCUCCCUGUAUUUAAUACGUUCCUUUGUGUCGCACAUUGAUGUUGCUUAGAAUAGAUUCUGCUGGUUUAGACAAAGUGGAUUCAGGUACUUGUCGUUUCCUCCUGUGCAGCUGGAAGAAAUCUCACAAAUGUAAAAAAAAAAAAAGAAAAUGGAAAGAGUAUGUGCUGUUUGAUUUGAAGUAUUUGGGUGAAUUUGGCCAAAUCUGCUUUGAAAAACCCAGUUUUGUUUUUAUGGUGUUAAUUGUGAAAAUGCUUCUUUUUUUCAAUAUUUGAAACGAUUCUACUUUUGGUGGAUUUAUUUUCGCCGGCGUGAUUAACGAGUUCUCCAUCGGCUCCUUUGUGUUCAUCAGUGUUAAAUGCUUUGUAAAGACGUGUUCGAGAUCUAUUUAAAUUUAGUUUGAUCAUUAGGUUAAAGUUGUGUUGCGGUUUGGAUGAAAUCAUUUUUAAUGCCUCGCUUGAUGUUUCUCAUUCGUUCUCUGUGUGAUGUUUGUUUUUUCUCUUUUUGAAUCUGCUUUUAACUUAAAGGACUAACACCGACUGUAAUUCCAUGUCUUACUUGAACCUGUCGACUUCGCUGAAUGGAUUUUUUCCUGCUGCUGGUUUGGAUUCGUCGUUGGUGUAAACGAGCAUUUGGACAGAUCUUAAACAUUGUGCGUUAUAUUUCACUUUGUGUGCACUUGUUAUUCAAACUUAUCCCUGGAUUUUUUGAGACUUCAUUUUCCAAAUAAUAAAACCUCAAAUUGGGAACCGUU
This is a messenger RNA of Pleuronectes platessa (European plaice), 2064 nucleotides long. RefSeq names its product tetraspanin-31-B. The coding region runs from base 35 to 334 and encodes 99 amino acids. NCBI's taxonomy places the organism in Eukaryota, Metazoa, Chordata, Actinopteri, Pleuronectiformes, Pleuronectidae. The record is from RefSeq and is a predicted model, not a curated record. The transcript has 3 exons.